Molecule: messenger RNA, 486 nt
Organism: Saprolegnia parasitica CBS 223.65
Lineage: Eukaryota; Oomycota; Saprolegniomycetes; Saprolegniales; Saprolegniaceae
Exons: 3
Coding region: 1-486 (161 amino acids)
Source: RefSeq, a predicted model, not a curated record
AUGGUGCGUCGGAAGGUGUCGUCGUCCGUGGACGCGCGCAAGUCGGACCGCCGGUUCUCGGACUUUCCCGAGGGAGUCGCGAUGCCGCCGAGCAUGUCCUUCCUCGAGACGCAGCGCAUCAACGCGAUGCAGAUGGAGAUCUACGGCUUCGCCGGCUGGAUCGCGUCCAUCGUCGUCUUUGCAUGCUACCUUCUCUGGGCGUAUCUCCCGGAUAGCGUCCUGAACCAGUAUGGCAUCUCGUACUACCCGUCGCGCUACUGGGCUGUCGCGCUGCCCGCGAUGCUGUGCAUGUCGAUCUUCAUGGUGCUCAUCAUCUAUGUGGCCAUCAACCUCCUCUCGACAGCGCCCUUGGACUCGUACAACACGAUCCGCGACAAGUACACGGUCACGAUGGCCGACGAAGACAUCCAGGCGCAGCGCUCGGUCAACACGCCGGCCUUCACCGACAUUCCGCUCACGUCUAUCAAUCGCGUUCUCUUUAGCUAA